Molecule: messenger RNA, 987 nt
Organism: Microstroma glucosiphilum
Lineage: Eukaryota; Fungi; Basidiomycota; Exobasidiomycetes; Microstromatales; Microstromataceae
Exons: 4
Coding region: 1-987 (328 amino acids)
Biological process (GO): spliceosomal snRNP assembly
Cellular component (GO): nucleus; SMN complex
Source: RefSeq, a predicted model, not a curated record
AUGACCUCGGCGUCCAAUGGCAAGAAGAAGAGGUACACUGGCACAGGUACCUCUCACAAGCAGGGCGUCAAUGGCGAAGAGGACUUUGGCAACCAGACUCUGCCUGUCGCUCAGCUGCCGGAUGACUUCGACGGGGUACCGGCCGAUGGGAGUGUCUACCUUGCCAUGGCAAGAAGCACGUCUAAUCCCUAUGCGGUAGCGUCCACCUCCUACGUCAAGCCGGCAAGUAGAGCUGAAGAGCUCGGCAUGCCUUCCCAGGAAUGGCGCGACAAGUUCCUGGCUAGAUUCGUAGCGAUGAGGGAGGCUCUCUCUCACACUUCCGCAAAUCCACUCCCAACGCUCGACGUUGGCCGGCUGCCAAAGGCAAGGACAACAGAAGGCGCCAAUAAAGCCUGGUAUCGCUUCCUGUUCCGUGCUGAGCGACCAGCGUUCGAGGGCGAAGACCGAAAUGGGGAGACAGAAGAAGCGCACGACCCUCAGUGGGAGGAAGAAGAUGAAGAUGGCCUCUACAACGAUCCCGCCGAGGCUGCCAAGAGACGCUCAGUCCCAUUGGAGCCGACGCCCAUACUGCUCGCUCGCUUCACGAUCAGUCAGAUCUUGUCUGUCUUGACGGCAAUCCCGUACUGGAUCGCCCUCAGAGUCUCUUCCCAGCCCUCGGAAGAUCUACCACCCUCUUCCUCGAGACCGGCGAUCGACCCUCUAAUCUCUAGAUGGUGCUUCUCCCUCUUGGCCAAGCUCGACCGUCGUCUUACCUCUGACGAGAUCUCAAUCCUGCGCGUGCUAGCUCGAGCGUGCAUUGCUGCCAUCUCGCUGAGGAGAAUAGAGCUCAAGGGGACAGAGCGACAAGGUACGGAUCAACGGGCAGAGUCCGGAGCAUGGAUCGUAGUGGCCAUCGUCACUGGUGUUUGGGGUCAGAGCGACCUCUGGAUGGACGCAGAGGAGGACCUAGGCAGAGUCGCGGCCGAUGAGAACGGCAUGGUCAGCUGA